CUCUCUCACUCCCCCCUCACAUUUAUACACACUCUGUCUUUCUCUACCUGUGACUAUCUCUCUGGUUUGGAACUUUCCCUUUAAAUAUCCCCCCUAACGGAAAAUAACGGUAGUAAGUUGCCUGCUACGGUCCGGGUAUCUGACUUCUCGACCACCAGUGAAUUGGCGUUCAGUCAGACAGGUGCGCGUACCUUGCGAUGAGAACGCUGUUGAUAUCCCUCCUCUGCGUCCUCAGCGGGGUGGAGGAGACCUUGGCCGUACCUUCCACGAGAGAGUUCUAUAUCGCCGCGGUUGAGAUUGGUUGGGACUAUCUCUACUGGGGCAGCGCUGACCCCGUAUCAGAACAAAGGAGGAGGACCAAGGAACCCCCUCAGAAAUACAUAAAAGCUGUUUAUAGAGAAUACACUGAUUCCACAUAUUCAGUCCCCAAGCCUACACCAACAUGGGCAGGUAUCCAGGGUCCGGUGAUCCAUGCCCAGGCCAGUGACAGGGUGGUGGUGCACUUUAAGAACCUGGCGUCCCAGCCCUACAGCAUCAGCCCUGUGGGGGUCAGCUACUGGAAACAGUCUGAGGGGGCCGGAUACGAUGACGCCACGUCUAGCCAGGAGAAGGAGGAUGAUGCUGUUGCUCCAGGAGGAUACUACAAGUACAUCUGGGACAUCAAUCCUAAUGACGGUCCGACCUUGGGAGACCCAGAAUGCCUCACCUACUCUUACUCCUCCCAGGUGGACACUGUACAGGACUUCAACUCUGGGCUCAUCGGGGCUCUGCUCAUCUGCAAAUCAACUGCAUUUACAGAUAAUGGAGUUCGGAAAAGCAGAGAGUUUAUUCUGCUCUUUGCUGUUUUCGAUGAGAGUAAGAGCUGGUACGGAGAGGUGGGGAGUUUCCGGGAAAGAUUUAAGAAGGCCAGUGCAAGAAAACAGUACCACACUAUCAAUGGAUACGUCAACUCAACUUUACCAGGUCUGACGAUGUGCCAGGGACGAGAUCAUGUGUUCUGGCAUCUCAUUGGAAUGGAAACGUCUCCAGAGAUCCACUCCAUACAGUUUCAGGAUCACACUCUGCAGGUGAUGGACCACCGUAAGGUUACUGUGGAGAUGACCCCUAUGACCUUUACCACGGCGGAGAUGAAGCCCAGCACUCAGGGGAAGUUCCUCAUCAGCUGUCAGAUCCAAGAACACCGCCACGCGGGUAUGAGUGCAUUCUUUAAGGUAGAGGACUGCCCAGAGCCUGUGACGGUGCCCGGUCCUGACGUGCGUCAGGUCCAGCAGUCUGAGGAUAAGGAGGACUAUGAAUAUGGAGAUGACAUGUUUGAGACCUUUGUGUUUAAGCCUGGGAAAGAUCAGGCUGUGGGGCGCUCCCGAGGGGGGAAGAUCAAAAUCUGGGUCCAUUACAUCGCUGCUGAGGAGAUCAUCUGGGAUUAUGCACCCCACCUCAGCCAGGGAGACAGUCAACUGUUAUCGGAAUACUUUCCCAGGGGGCCUCAUCAGCUGGGUCAUGAAUAUAAGAAGGUGGUGUAUGUAGAAUACACUGACCAGACCUUCACCAAGAGGAAAUCACCUGUUAAAAGACUGCUGGGACCACUGCUCAGAGGACAGGUGGACGAACACUUCCAGAUAGUGUUCAAGAACCUGGCAAGUCGUCCUUUCAACAUGUAUCCAAACGGCCUCACCACGAUUUCUCCACUGAGGAAAACAGGGAACGAGGGUGAAAAGGACCUUCGCUCACUGGCUGUACCCCCCAAUGGGACAUAUGGGUACAUGUGGAAACUAACAGCAGAGGACGGGCCCCUGGAGAGAGACCCACAGUGUCUGACCCGUCUGUACCAGAGUACCAUCAACCCUGAGAGAGAUGUGGCCACUGGCCUCGUAGGACCCCUCCUCAUCUGCAAGAAGGACUCCAUGGAUACCAGGGGGCGGCUGGUGGGCCCAGAUAAAGUGAAGCAGUUGAUGUUCGCUGUGUUUGAUGAAAACAAGAGUUGGAACAUCAAUGACAACAUUCAGAAGUACAGCAGAGACCCCUCCAUGGUCAACCCUACAGACCCUGACUUCUACAACUCCAAUGUCAUCUACAAUGUGAAUGGGAUAAUGUUCAACGGGCAGAUGAUCCAGCUGUGUAAGGAUGACGUGACCUUCUGGCACCUGGCCAACGUGGGGACACAGAGCGACUUCCUGUCCGUCUACUUCACAGGAAACCCCUUCAUGAGGGACAACGUGUAUGAGUCCGUUCUCACACUCUUCCCAAUGUCUGGGGAGACUGUUACCAUGGAGACCGAGCUAAUUGGUGAGUGGGAGAUCAGUGCUUUCGAUAGUAGCCUGAAGAGCCGUGGCAUGAGCGCCCGCUACUCUGUCCUGUCUUGUAACAUUGAUCUGCUUGUGGACAACGAGGACCUAGAGUACGGCCUGGAGGACGUCCUGCCUGAUUACGUAGACCAGUUUUUCAAACCGAGAUCCCUCCGCCCCCGGCUACAGAACAGGACCGUAGCCAUCAGAGUCUGCAAGAAGCAACCCAGUUUAAACCAGAACACAACAAGACCGAAAACAAGAAAUUACACAGAUAACGAAGUCGCCAUCGGAGAAUCUGGGGACCACGGGUCUGAUAACAAUGUUACAUUUAAGGCAGGGGACCAGAGGUCAAUCUGUGAGGUCAGGUAUGUGACCGUGUUGUCUGCUGACGAGGAGGGCAACCUGCUCUCCCAGGGAGGGAUCCCCACAGACGUUCUGAAGCAACUGGAGAAGGACGGAGAGUGGAAAGCUUCAGAGACCCAGGAGGGAGGGGGUCUGGGUGGGGAGCAGGGGGGGAAGAGACAAAGACGCCAGGCCAGGGUAGAAGGAGGAGAUGAUGGGGAGGAGGUAGAGGAGGGAGGUCUGGGCAGGGAGCAGGGGGGGAAGAGACAAAGACGCCAGGCCAGGGUAGAAGGAGGAGAGGAUGGGGAGGAGGUAGAGGAGGGAGGUCUGGGCAGGGAGCAGGGGGGGAAGAGACAAAGACGCCAGGCCAGGGUAGAAGGAGGAGAGGAUGGGGAGGAGGUAGAGGAGGGAGGUCUGGGCAGGGAGCAGGGGGGGAAGAGACAAAGACGCCAGGCCAGGGUAGAAGGAGGAGAGGAUGGGGAGGAGGUAGAGGAGGGAGGUCUGGGCAGGGAGCAGGGGGGGAAGAGACAAAGACGCCAGGCCAGGGUAGAAGGAGGAGAGGAUGGGGAGGAGGUAGAGGAGGGAGGUCUGGGCAGGGAGCAGGGGGGGAAUGGAAGACAGAGACUCCAGGCCAGUUUGGAGGGUGGAGAGAGCAACAAGCUAGCGGAGAACUGUGAGGAAAAGGUGCUGAAGGAGUGGAAGGGUCGGGUAUAUGGGGAGGCGCUGGAGCAGGAGCAGAGAGAAGAGCAGAAGGUGGAGGUGUUGGAUCAGCAGGAGGAGCAGGGACAAAAGGGGGAGUUGGAUCGAGAUUCACAUCCUCUAAGCACAUAUUACACAGAUAAGGACCCUCUACUCUUGGAGUUAGAUGGAUGGAGGGAUCUAGACCCCCUGAAAAACACUUUGAAAGCGCUCCCGGAUCAGCUGAAGGUGCAGCAACAGAGGGAGGAGCAGAAAGCUGGGGAGGUGCAUCCCCUAAACAACAACCCUCACACAGAUCCAGACACCCCUCUACUGAAUUUGUUGGAUCUAGACUUCUCCAAUGUCUCCAAUGACAAUGAGACGGCUCCCAGGAACGCAGUGUCUCUGGAGUAUGAUGACUAUAGUGAGAAGGACACUGGGACAACCUACAUGGGGACAGAGGACAACCUGGACCUGAGGACCACAGAUGGACAUUACCGCAGCUACUACAUCGCUGCACAGGAGAUCACAUGGGACUAUGGGAUCAGGAAACCACAUCAGCUCAUAAAAACAAGAGAGAGGCGUAGGGGAAUGAGGAAGUUCCUGACGGAAUAUAAGAAGGUGGUGUUCAGGGCCUACAGUGAGAGAGACUUCCAGAUCCCCGUCACCAGAGGAGAGCUGCAGGAACAUCUUGGACUCAUGGGUCCUAUCAUUAAAGCUGAGAUCAACGACCUCCUUACCGUGACCUUCAAGAACAUGGCGUCCAGGCCGUACUCCCUGCACCUCCAUGGAGUGUAUGAUAAGACCCAGGGGGAUGGAUGGACCCAGACCCAGUGGGGGUCCUCCAGGGCUGGGGUGGCGGGGGUCCCUGGGGAGGCGGUCCAGCCUGGGGAGGUCAGGGUCUACACCUGGAGGAUCACCAGGAAGCAGGGGCCCACCGCUGCAGAGUUUGACUGUAAGGCAGGGGCCUACUACUCUACACAGAAUAAGGUGAAGGACCUCCACUCCGGUCUGAUUGGCCCCUUAGUAAUCUGUAAACCAGGCACCCUCCACCCCCAACUGAACCUACAGCCCAACCUACAGGAGUACGCCCUCCUCUUCCACACCUUCGACGAGACCAAGAGCUGGUACCUGGACGAGAACAUCCGUCAGUACUGCAUCCCGCCCUGCCAGGCCCGGAGAGAUGACCCCUGGUUUCAGCUCAGCAACAAGUUUGCAGCGAUAAACGGCUACGUGGCAGAGACACUUCCUGGUCUGAUGGUUGCCCAGCACCAGCAAGUCAGGUGGCACCUGCUGAACGUCGGGGGCGACGGGGAGUAUCACACCGCCCACUUCCACGGUCUGCCCUUCAGCAUUCACAAGGAGCAGGAGCAUCGCAUGGGGGUGUACAACCUCUAUCCUGGUGUGUUUGGCACAGUGGAGAUGAGGCCGGCCACAGUGGGGACCUGGAUGGUGGAGUGUACAGUAGGAGAGCACCAGCUAGCCGGCAUGAGGGCUAAACUACUAGUCUACAACCCACGAUGCAUCCAGCCUUUGGGGUUGAGGUCAGGAAGAAUAGACGAUUCCCAGAUCACGGCAUCAGACCACAUAGGUAACUGGGAGGCCAGGCUGGCGAGGCUGGAGCUAUCUGGUUCUGUCAACGCCUGGAUGGGCACGAAUCAGAAAUCAUGGAUCCAGGUGGACCUCCAGAGACCCACUCUGCUCCAUGGGAUUCAGACCCAGGGUGCCAGAGCCUCUCUGGGCCUGAAGGACUACUUCAUUGUGCACUUCACCCUCUCCUACAGCCUAGACCAGGAGACCUGGACUAACUACAGGGGGAACAGCACCACGCCAUCUUACAUAUUUAACGGUAACCUGGAUGGCUCAAAGGUGAAGGAGAACCAUAUGUUUCCCCCAAUCCUCGGGCGCUACAUCAGACUGCAGCCUGUCACCAUCCAGAGGAACCCUGCUCUUCGCAUGGAGCUACUGGGCUGUGACCUCAACAGCUGCUCCUUCCCCCUGGGUCUCCAGAGGAGGUUGGUCCCAGACAGCAGCUUCCGAGCCUCCUCCUUCCUGCAGACCUGGAGGCUCUCUUGGAGCCCCGCCCUCGCACGCCUCCGCCAGGACGGCAGCGCCAACGCAUGGCGCCCCAAGGUCAAUAACCCCCAUGAGUGGCUGCAGGUGGACUUGCUGGUUAUGAAACGCAUCACAGGGGUUGUGACUCAGGGGGCGUGGUCUAUUCUGACUCAAAUGAUGGUGACAGAGUUCUCCGUAACCAUUAGCGAUGAAGGUCACUCCUGGUCCAACGUGGUUGACGAGGAAUCGCAAAGAGAGAAGAUGUUCUUGGGGAACAGUGAGCCAGAUGAGGAGAUGCUGAACCUCUUUGAUCCUCCUCUGUUUGCCCGCUUCAUACGGAUCCACCCCAGAGGCUGGGUCAACGACAUAGCCCUGCGCUUGGAGUUCGUGGGCUGUGACACCCAGCAGCGUCUCUGAGAAACAGAGCAGGGGACCCCACUGUGCAGCUCCACACUCAGGCCCACCUCAUCGUCAUCUCUUCCCUAGAGAAUAUUUAAUGAGCAUAUCAGUGAUGUAAUGAUCAUGAAAUAGUCAUGUCAUUGAUGGAUGAACAGAGUAAGGGAAUCUAGGUAAAAAGUUUGUUUAGCUAGGUUCACGGUCAUAUAUGAUAUUAUUUAUGAUAUACUGUUGUAACUGUCUAUUGAUGAGCUUCAGCUGAGAACAGUUUGUUCGUCUCAUUUACAAUGUAUACUGCUACUAACACUAUGACUUCUGUCAUUCCAGCUGUGAUCAACCACAUGUAAAUAGUACAAUAUAAUUAUUAUUUUCUGUCUGGAUGGAUGUAUGCACAGUAUACUAUAUAGUACUGUACAUGCAAUAUAUCAUAUGCACUGAGGGGAGAGGGAUUGAGUUUAUAUUGUUAAAUAAAGAGGUCACUGUUG
Molecule: messenger RNA, 6241 nt
Organism: Oncorhynchus mykiss (rainbow trout)
Lineage: Eukaryota; Metazoa; Chordata; Actinopteri; Salmoniformes; Salmonidae
Product: coagulation factor V
Cellular component (GO): plasma membrane
Molecular function (GO): oxidoreductase activity; copper ion binding; signaling receptor activity
Source: RefSeq, a predicted model, not a curated record